AUGGCAAGACGAGAAAAGAUGAGACAAACCAGAGAUGAAGCUGAUCAUGAGGUUGAUCAUGUGAUUGUGCGUGCUGCAAAUAUUCAGAUGAUUCGCAACAUGCCAGACACUGAUGCCGCCCUCACCAAAGGCCCAGAACGCAAGGGCGGAAUUGUUGUUGAGGAUGACAGGAGGGCUCCUUUCACAUUACAGGGCCCGGAUUAUGUGAAAGUGGAAGCUGGUUUUUGUCCGGGGUCAUGGGAAUCACUGCAACUGCUUUUGUAUUCAAAGCUUGUAUUGAAAGCAAAGGUGAGACGGCCUCAAGAUUGGCUUCUAUUGUGCCCAAACAAACAAGGUUGCAAAGAAGCUAGUAAGGCAGGGAGUAUGACAGGACAAUAG
Molecule: messenger RNA, 378 nt
Organism: Cylindrotheca closterium
Lineage: Eukaryota; Bacillariophyta; Bacillariophyceae; Bacillariales; Bacillariaceae
Source: the annotation of a GenBank genome assembly